Messenger RNA from Recurvomyces mirabilis, 807 nucleotides. It is a transcript of the gene RPS2, whose product is annotated as 40S ribosomal protein. The transcript is spliced from 3 exons. Gene Ontology annotation, biological process: translation. Lineage: Eukaryota; Fungi; Ascomycota; Dothideomycetes; Mycosphaerellales; Teratosphaeriaceae. Bases 1 to 807 code for a protein of 268 amino acids. Gene Ontology annotation, cellular component: cytosolic small ribosomal subunit; ribosome. Gene Ontology annotation, molecular function: structural constituent of ribosome; RNA binding. The record is from RefSeq and is a predicted model, not a curated record.
AUGGCUGACGCAGGUGCUCCUCGUGGCGGCGCUGGUGGUGGUUUCGGCUCGCGCGGCGAUCGUGGCGGUGGGGAUCGCGGCCGUGGUGAUCGUGGACGUGGUCGUGGCCGUGGACGCGGUCGUGGCGCAAAGAGCGACGAGAAGGAGUGGCAGCCCGUCACCAAGCUCGGUCGUCUCGUGAAGGCUGGCAAGAUUAAGAGCAUGGAGGAGAUUUAUCUGCAUUCGCUUCCUAUCAAGGAGUAUCAGAUCGUGGAUUUCUUCCUGCCUAAGCUUAAGGAUGAGGUUAUGAAGAUCAAGCCUGUUCAGAAGCAGACUCGUGCUGGUCAGCGUACCCGCUUCAAGGCCAUUGUGGUCAUCGGUGAUGGUGAGGGCCACAUCGGGCUCGGCAUCAAGACCUCCAAGGAAGUCGCGACUGCCAUCCGCGCAGCUAUCAUCAUCGCUAAGCUCUCUGUUGUUCCUAUCCGUCGUGGUUACUGGGGUACCAACCUCGGUGAGCCCCACUCCAUUCCCGUCAAGGAGAGCGGCAAGUGUGGUUCCGUCACCGUCAGGCUCAUCCCUGCCCCGCGUGGUACUGGUCUGGUCGCCUCCCCGGCCGUCAAGCGCCUGUUGCAGUUGGCUGGUGUCAAUGACAUCUACACCGCCUCCUCCGGCUCGACCAAGACCCUCGAGAACACCCUCAAGGCUACCUUCGUCGCCAUCACCAACACCUACGCCUUCUUGACUCCCAACUUGUGGGCUGAGCGCAAGCUCAACCGUUCCCCACUUGAGGAGUACAGCGAUGUUCUCCGUGAGGGCAAGCGUUACUAG